AUGGCGCUCCCAACUCCUGCAGAGGGACAUGAUGAGCGUCAUGACACCGCCGACUCUUCACAUUUCCAUGUAGACAUGGCCCGCGGCAGCUCGAAGCCUGAAGAGGAAGCCCCGGCAGUCCGGUUUGCCUCGACCACAGAGGAAAUCUCGCCUUUGUUCUCGGGUGCCGAGAAGCAGCAUGGAGGCGACCACACCGUUUCAGAGGUCGCUGCUGAGCAGCUAAAAGCAUUUACCAAAUGUCUCCACGGCCGGCCUCUGCAAGAGAGGCGCAUGAACACGUUUCAGUUUGAGGCAUUCUCUCUCCCGCCAUCCAGAGUUCCAUCUCGGGAAGAUCAGUCCGGAGAAUCGACUCGACUUCCCACGCCCAAUUCCUCUGGUUUCGACUCACCACACGGCAGUCCCAGACUAUCGGCACUGGCCUCCCCUCCACUUACACCCGCUGGAUCAGGCCCUCUGGCCGAAAAGAAAAUCUCGAGGGGAACCGAAGACAAAGCCCCGAGCUCCCACGACCCCCACAUCAUUACACCGCAGGCCUCGUCUACUCACGACAAGUCACCCGCCCUUGGGGAGAGACAAGCCCUCCCUCACCGACCGGCGUCCUCGGACCAUGUUGCGAGGCGGUCUUCCUCUGUCGAGGAUCACAAGUCUCACAGGAGGGGAAUGUUUGGUAUUGGAUCGGGCUCGGUCCCUGGCUCCAGGGACUGCAGUCCUUCGCGAAGCUCAGCAUCAAACUACUACUCAAAGCCGGCGACCCCCGGUGGUGACGCCAACGAUCCCUACGCCAAAGGAAAGCGACCGCCGCCGCAGCAACAUCCCACGAGGCAUUCAAUCGACCCUCGCUUUGUGUUUUCCCGGAAAAAGAAGCACGGAUCGCCAGGCAACUCCAGAACGAGCGUGAGUGAAAAACGCGGGUCCGUUCUUUUUGGGAAAUAUGACGAGCAUGUUGCGAGCGACGGAAGUUCCGGGCAUGGCCCUCAUGGCCAUGGUUCCAUGGCCGAUCUGAAGCGCUUCUUCAGAAUGCCGGGCCAUCACCAGCAUCAUGGUCACCACCACAAGAAAAGAGAUUCCUCGCCCGCCUCGGGAACCAGAACGCCUCCAACGUCCCGAUCUACGACUCAGCAACUACCUUUCAGCGACGACCAUGGCCUGUCAUCCAAAUAUGGGAAACUCGGCAGAUUCCUCGGUGCUGGAGCCGGUGGUUCGGUCAGGCUGAUGCGACGAAAAGAUGACAAUACUGUCUUUGCUGUCAAGGAGUUUCGGGCUCGGCACAGUUAUGAAACAGAACGGGAUUAUAACAAAAAGGUCACCGCCGAGUUUUGCGUGGGCUCCACACUACAUCACGGCAAUAUCAUUGAAACUCUAGACAUUCUCCAUGAAAAGGGACGCUGGUACGAGGUGAUGGAAUACGCACCAUUCGACCUGUUCGCCAUUGUCAUGACUGGCAGGAUGACGCGAGAGGAGGUCCGCUGCUGCUUUUUGCAGAUCUUGAACGGCGUGACGUAUCUGCACAGCGUUGGGCUGGCACACCGGGAUAUGAAGCUGGAUAACGUUGUUGUGAGCGACAAGGGAAUCAUGAAAAUCAUCGACUUUGGCAGUGCCCAUGUCUUCAAGUAUCCCUUUGAGAACGACAGCGUCCCCGCAAAAGGGAUCGUUGGCUCCGACCCAUACCUGGCACCGGAGGUCUAUGACUCGAGGGAGUACGACGCAGCUGCGGUGGACAUCUGGUCCUUGGCCAUCAUCUUCUGCUGCAUGACGCUCAGACGCUUCCCGUGGAAGAUUCCGAAAAUGACGGACAAUUCUUUCAAGCUCUUUGCCUCGGAUCCUACCCCUGGACAUGACCCGACGAAGCUCAUCUCGCAGUCGAGGUCAACCAGCCAGUCGUCGAGCACCGUGGGGCGAGAGCUUGGUCCCGAGGAUGAGGUCAAGGAAAAGGAAAAGGGCCAUCACCGCCACCAUUCCCACAAAGCAAACCACCAUCAUGGCCAUGAUGGCAAAGAUGGCCCAGACGCUGUUCCAGGGGCAGAGUCACAGUCUCAAAACCAUGAUGGUACCGGAGAGCGCAAAGAAGUAAUCCGCGGCCCGUGGAGAAUACUUCGAUUACUCCCGCGAGAAAGCCGUCACAUUAUCCAUCGCAUGCUUGACCUGAAUCCGAGGACGCGUGCAAAGAUGGAUGAAAUCCUGGACCAGGAUUGGGUAGCCGACACGGUUAUCUGCCAGCAGCUCGAGAAUGGCGAGGUUGUUCCAGCGGACGACCACACUCACGUACUCGAGCCGCCUGCUUCCCAGCAGCAGCAGCAGUCGACCAGAUCCACCAAGCCAUAA
Ustilaginoidea virens is the source of this 2322-nucleotide messenger RNA. RefSeq lists its product as uncharacterized. Gene Ontology annotation, biological process: protein phosphorylation; intracellular signal transduction. Gene Ontology annotation, molecular function: protein serine/threonine kinase activity; ATP binding. The coding region runs from base 1 to 2322 and encodes 773 amino acids. The transcript is spliced from 4 exons. The record is from RefSeq and is a predicted model, not a curated record. NCBI's taxonomy places the organism in Eukaryota, Fungi, Ascomycota, Sordariomycetes, Hypocreales, Clavicipitaceae.